AUUGAAGCGACUGCGGUCGGCAUUCAGACUCAGCCAACUGGAUCACUCGUUUCGGUCAUUCGUUCGCAAUUUCGUGCAAACGAUAGACGUCUCUCGUGUUUUCAGAUAACCUAGUGAGUUUAUUGUGCAUCAUAAUGGCAAAACUAUCGUUUCUUGUGCCCGUUUUGCUUCUUGCGCUAUUCGUGAAGGACAGUGAACCAGUGAAUUGUUGGGCGUGUUCGUCUAACGUGAAUCCGCUGUGCAACGAUCCUUUUAAUAUCCGUAUCGACACCGGGAAUUCUUAUUUGUUCCGCCUCGAAAACUGCGACAAGAAUGCUGGAGCUACCUUUCCUUAUUUGACAGCUUCGAAGUCUGUAUGCAAGAAAGAAAAGAAAUACAUUGAUGGUGAAUUAGUUGUGAGUCGUGGUUGCACCUGGAAACGCCAGGAUGACUUCGAAGUCGGUUGCCCUACUUCCAGAAACGAAGCAAACGAAGUGAAUCUCUUCUGUCAGACCUGUGACUACGACGGAUGCAACGGAGCCGCUACCAUCGGCAGGACGAUCGCUCUAUUGCUCGCACCUCUCAGCCUCCUCUUGUUGAAGUAAAUCCAAUUCGUUAUCACCACCGUACAUGUUAAAUUUUGUUUCAAAUAAAACCUUAAAAAUAAAAAUUGUUCAUAUCACUAUUCUAACAUUGUUAACGUAAUCAGCUGUUUGAAAAAAUCUCAUCAUACCUGAACCUUAUUGAAGCAAAUCAUUUACAAAACCACCAGUCUCCUAAAAGUCAACUAACUUUAGAAUUGUUUCGCUACAUUCAUACUUUACGGUUUGGUUUUGAAGAUAUGUAUCUGGAAUAGUACAAAGUAUUUUAUAAUAUUGUAUUUAGCUAUAACGUGGGACAAUAACCCAUCUAGAUGUGCCCACCGCAAUUAAUAAUGCAUAAUAAUUGACAACAGUAAUAGCCAACGAAAUACAAAUUUGUAGAUACUAAAGAUGUACAUUUUAUUAAUAGAUAAUCAUACUUUUAACGGUAACUUUCAUUUCAAAUAAUUUACUGUUAACGUAAAUGUAAGUAGGUAUAGUAGAUAAUAAGCAAAAAAAUACCCUUUAUUAUAUUUCCUCUUUUCACUUCUUUAUAACUAACUAACUGCACAUACUUUUUUCUUCAUCUGUUUUAAUUGUUAACGAUUUUAGAGCUUUUGGUAUUUCUCUUUAUUUUAAUUUUAUAUUCAGAGAAAUUUAUCAGUAACUUAAACUUAGUUUUUUUUUUGUAGUACCUAGUUACUUUUAACAACAGCACUUUCUUAGUGUAGUUACCGACUAAUCUUCUCAAAGAAAACCGGAUAAGCACUCCGCAUUAAAUCACACAAAGAUAGGAUUUUCUUCUGUAUGUGCAUUAAAGUAUCGGAAACGCGCACAAGCAGCAAAAACUUUAACAAAAAUUUGACCGGGAUAAAAUCACUAACCAUUUGAGCAACGAAGCGACCAAAACUUAGAAUGUUGUCAUUAAAUUUAUUAAAUACUUAGUUACAUGAUAUUCUGUGAGAAAAUACGUUCACCCACCUCAUUUUUAUGAAAAUGUUAAUUAAAUGCAUCUAAUCUCGAAUAAAGAUAUUUACGAAAUAA
Bombyx mandarina (wild silkworm) is the source of this 1604-nucleotide messenger RNA. RefSeq names its product UPAR/Ly6 domain-containing protein crok. The record is from RefSeq and is a predicted model, not a curated record. NCBI's taxonomy places the organism in Eukaryota, Metazoa, Arthropoda, Insecta, Lepidoptera, Bombycidae. Gene Ontology annotation, biological process: regulation of synaptic transmission, cholinergic; sleep; positive regulation of voltage-gated potassium channel activity.